UUAAUAUAUUGCUUCACACUGCUCUUAGCCUUGGAGUUACGCCCAUUCUAGCGAGCCAAACUGUUGAGAUUUACCGUAAAAUUUGGCUCAACUCUCUCUUAUUUUUUCUCCAUUUUUCAUCAUAGCCCAAACUUAACCCUGUAGCUGCCGGUCAAGGAAAUUCAUUUUUAGUUUGUGAGUUUAUUUGUGGUGACAAGACAAAACUCUUCAACAUGCCGAAAGUGCUGAACGUUCGCGUCACGACCAUGGAUGCAGAGCUGGAGUUUGCAAUUCAGCCAAGCACAACAGGAAAACAGCUCUUUGAUCAGGUCGUGAAGACGAUAGGCCUACGAGAGAUUUGGUUUUUUGGCCUGCAAUACACAGACACCAAAGGAUAUGAAACAUGGCUAAAGCUAAACAAGAAGGUACAAAGUCAGGAUGUUAAGAAAGAAUCACCACUUCAGUUCAAAUUCCGUGCAAAAUUUUACCCUGAAGAUGUGUCUGAGGAACUCAUACAAGAAGUCACAAGGAGACUCUUCUUCUUGCAAGUUAAGGAGGACAUCCUUGCUGAGAGAACUUUUUGUCCAGCAGAAACUGCAGUUUUGUUGUCCUCAUAUGCUUUACAUGCAAAGCAUGGGACAUACACCAAGGAUGUCCACACUACUGAGUUUUUGAAACAGGAAAGAUUAGUAUCAGAAAGAUUUAUUGUCAAUAAGUUGAUAGAUGAUGUUCCUGGAAGGGUCUCAACUUGGUGGGGUGAACAUUCUACUAUAUCAAGAGAGGAGGCCAUGAUUGAAUACCUAAAGGCUGCCCAGGAUUUAGAAAUGUAUGGAGUGAACUAUUUUGACAUCAAAAACAAAAGAGGGACAGAACUCUUCCUUGGCGUAGAUGCAUUGGGUUUGAACAUUUAUGAAAAAGAAGACAAGCUGACCCCCAAGAUUGGAUUUCCUUGGAGCGAGAUCAGAAACAUUUCCUUUAAUGACAAGAAAUUUAUUAUCAAACCUAUUGAUAAAAAAGCUCCAGACUUUGUUUUCUAUGCUGCUCGCCUGAGAAUAAACAAGCGAAUUCUGGCUCUCUGCAUGGGAAAUCAUGAACUUUACAUGAGACGCAGGAAGCCUGACACCAUUGAAGUUCAGCAGAUGAAAGCACAAGCUAUGGAAGAGAGACAGUCUAAGUUGAAGGAAAGGCAAAGGCUGGAAAAAGAGAAGUCAGCACGUGAAACAGCUGAGGCAGAGAGGAGGAAGCUCGAGGAAGAGUUACAUAAACUUAAAAUGGAGCAGGAAAGACAAGUGAGAGAAAAGGAAGAGGCAGAGGAGAAAGCUAAAGAAUUAUUGAGAAAAAAGGCUGAACUUGAAGAAGAGACACGCAAACAGGAAGAGCAAAAAAGGCAACAACAGGAAGAAAUUGAAGAAAUGAAGAGGAAACAGAGAGAAGAGGAAGGGGAGAAAGAGAAAAUGGCUCAGGAAAUAGUCCAGAAAGAGGAGGCACUUUCUCUGUUAAUGGAACAAGAAAAACAAGCACAAGAGGAAAGAGAAAAGAUCAGACUGGAGCUUGAAAGCCAACAGGAAGAGACAAAGAGGCUCCAGGAGAAAACAGUCCUAUUAGAAGAGCAAGCUCUUUCAGCCCAGGUUAAGGAAGAUCAUAUUGAAAUGGAGGAAACACAAACAACACUUGAAACAGAACUUGAGGUAGAUCCCCUUGUAGAAGGAGACAGAUCUGAAGAAAAUCGUAUUACAGAAGCUGAAAAGAAUGAGCGACAGCGAAAAAUGCUUCAGCUACUUCAAGAGGAUCUCCGGAAAGAGGAAAAGAAUUACUCUGCUUACGACAAACUCCACAUGCAGAACCAGAAAGAAGGAAGAGAUAAAUACAAGACGCUGAAGCAAAUCAGACAAGGCAAUACAAAGCAGAGGGUUGAUGAAUUUGAAGCCAUGUAGAGUCUCAGAGCCAACACAACUCAACAACACCUGUCCAAGGUAUAGCUUGCAGCACUUUUGAAGAAAAAUAUUUGCUGUUUAUGGGAACUAUUCACUUAAACUUUAAUUCAUGGAAAAGUGAUUAUUUUGCACUCAUAAGAAAUUUGAUAGCAUGUUAAUUAAUUUUUGUAAUGCUAGAAAAAAGAGGUAAUUAUUGAUAUGGUGAAAAAUGGUUUCUUUGUAGUAGUAAAAAUGGUUUCUGCUUAGCUCUUGUGUGAGGUUGUUUUGUUGUUGAUUCUUUUUUUGACUUCAACUGAGACCCUUCGACAAUAUUCAGAUUUCUCACAAUGCAUCUUUUCAGCCUUUAUUGCAACAGUCUUGUUGCAAGCACAUUUCAAAGAUUUCGGAUUCACUCAAUUUGUCCCAGAUUAGCCAAGCAUUGUGUAAACAAGACACUGUAUUAAUCAUUUUUGUAACGUGUCUAACUAAAAGAAAGGUAUGCUUUGCAGGUUUCGCCGUUUGCAAGGGAGUUAUCUUUCGUGUGCUAUUGCCGUUAUAUUUUCGUCACUCCACUCACUCGCUGUACAAUGUAAUAUUUUCCUCAUGCCAAAUAUAACAUAAAAUCAAAUGAGGACAUGAGUCACUGAUUUUUCUUUGUGUGAUGCAAAGGAAGAGACCUUAGAUAUGACCUGUUAUUUAACAGGCGUUAACAUAACCAGUAUCACCUUUUGUUAGAUAAUAAGUAGCUAUUUUUGUCUCUUUGAUACUAAGUUCAAGGCAUGGCUGAUGUCGUGGGCUGGAGUACCCAAGCAUUGUUAGAAAAGUAAUCAAUUUGAAUAAAAUGAGUAUGUAAUGAGAA
Messenger RNA from Pocillopora verrucosa, 2751 nucleotides. Its product is annotated as radixin-like. Gene Ontology annotation, molecular function: cell adhesion molecule binding; actin binding. Gene Ontology annotation, biological process: regulation of organelle assembly; positive regulation of early endosome to late endosome transport; positive regulation of protein localization to early endosome. NCBI's taxonomy places the organism in Eukaryota, Metazoa, Cnidaria, Anthozoa, Scleractinia, Pocilloporidae. The record is from RefSeq and is a predicted model, not a curated record. Gene Ontology annotation, cellular component: adherens junction; cytoskeleton; filopodium.